AUGUCGUUCGGCUUCUCCCCCGGCGAUAUUGUUUUGCUUGGCAAAUUUCUUCUCAAAGUCCGCCAGUCAUUGAAGGAAGAGGACGGGUCCCAAGUCCAGUAUCUUCGCGCCAUAAAGCAAUGUAACGACUUUGAUGCCGUCUUGGAUUCCAUACGAAGGCUUGACUUAUCAAAUUCAACCGAGUCCUUCAAAGAACAGCUGGCACAGUCCGCCUUCGAUACUCAGGGGGUUAUAAAUGACUUUCGCCAGACAGUCGCCCGCUACGAGAAGUCGAUGGGGGCUGGUUCCUCACGCGGAAAAAUCGCGAGCGCCCCAAGGAAGAUACAGUGGGCCUUUGACGCGGCGAAUGACCUCGACGAUUUCAGGAAGCGGUUGCAGUCACAAAUUGAUAGGAUCCAACUCACAUUACAGGGUAAUGCUUGGGAAAUGCUGGCAAAGGUAUACGAGCGGACGCAGUUUCUGGAGGGGCCACCCUUAGCAAAUGCGAUUUUAGCACCGAGAGCUGUUUCCAUGCGUCGAAACACUUGGAUGGUUGGUGGUGCCGCAGCGCCCCUAACUCUGGAAGGUGUCUACCAAGAGGUUGGCUUCAUUAGAGAUUUGUUCUUCAGACGCUUCUUCAGCAAUGAAGCCUAUUCCCAGAUUCGGGAAAUGGGACGAGCCUUUACCCUCCCGGAUAACGCCUCUGACACACCGCCGCCGCCGAGCCCCGAAUCAGUCCCAGGACCAGGGAAGCGGCAAACCCACGCCCCCUCGUCCGCUAAGCAACCUCCGGCGCCUGCACAACCACCUAAUGAAAGCGCCACAAUGGGCCUGGGCGAUGAGAUAAACGAGCGUCUUCGAUCUUGGCAUCUCGAGGAACUAUCGCCGCAUGAAAAGCGGCAGCUGCAAACACCUUCUUCGGCGCUGCAGCUGUUGCUUGAACCACCGACCACCGAGAGCACUGAGAGCCCAGCCAGUGGCACUCAACCGACACCUUUUAAGGAGGAGUCAUCACCAGCCAGCGAGCAAGGGGCUCCUCCAGAUGAAAAGCCAAGAAAAUCCCGUCGUUUUGCAAGCCCCGAAUUUUCAGGCUCCUCGAUGGACCCAAUGGCUUCCUUAGGAAUAGCAUCAAAUAUCCUCCAAAUGGUGGAAAUUGCAGCUAAGUUGGCGACCACGUACCGUAGUUUGCGUAAUAAUAACCGAGAGCUACUGCGACUCGCAUCGACACUCUCCAGAGUUUCAGAAAUUUUGCACAUGAUGUUCGAGAUAUCACAGACGUCUAUGUCAGGUCCAAUCCAAGACUUAAGCUUGAGGUUAACCGCAGAAAUCCAGGAAGAUGUAAGGGCUGCAGAAGAGCUUCUACACCAGUUGAAGCCUGGUCCCUCCACGGCGCUCGCCCACCUCUCUAAGACGAUCAAAUUCGUUAUACAUCGCCAAGAGGUCGAAAAUGUCACUCAAGCUCUAGAGCGCCUGGAUGGGAAGUUUGCCUUUGUGCUGCAGAUUCACCAAGCAAAGAUGACUGAGUCUUUCAUUGAGAGGAUGAAAAUUGUGGAGGAUGGGAUCCGGAAUUUGAGCUAUGAGGUGUAUCAACAGGGCAGACACUCUAUGGACUGA
Scedosporium apiospermum is the source of this 1593-nucleotide messenger RNA. RefSeq lists its product as uncharacterized. Lineage: Eukaryota; Fungi; Ascomycota; Sordariomycetes; Microascales; Microascaceae. The record is from RefSeq and is a predicted model, not a curated record. The coding region runs from base 1 to 1593 and encodes 530 amino acids. The transcript is spliced from 2 exons.